AUGGGCGACCCUUCAGAAGUAAUCACCUUGUCGGACUCGGACGAUGAUCUCAUGGUCAUAGAGGAAAAAAUCAUUAGCAAUCCACGUUCCGUGGACAAUGGACAAGGAGCAACUGUAAAUAUCUCCAAAGUCAAGCAAUUGGACAUUGAGCAACUCGGUUUUAAACAGCCCACAGUGUCAUAUAUUGGAAAUCAACCACAAACAUCAGUGGUCAGGAAUACGUCGAUGCUGGUGCCGAGGAAUACUAGAAGUUUCAUUGGAGGAGCUUCGUCGUCCCGGGCGCAACCUACUCAGACUACUGUGGCACCCACGAGUCGUGAUCCGUCUGCUCUACAGAGACCAGUUAGAUCUAUUCCAGUUGGAUCUGCUAUAAGAUCCGGAGCAAGAUGCUCUCCUGCUGCUGCAUUGCCGAAGCCAACCCAACCUUCAUCAUCUCGCACACGCAACGCUUUGAACAAUGGACAUUCUGUAUAUCGAGGACAUUUCAUGUUUGAAGCAACUGAAAAAUUUGAGCCAUCGAGGCGCUCGUCUCGACUGAAUUCAAAAAAAAUCGAAGGAAAAUUUGUGUGUUCUUACAACAAUACGAGUUGUCAUGAUCUUUGUGACGGAGCUGUAGGAUUUAUCAAUCAUACAUGGUCUCAUGUUAUUCAUGAUCCUUUAGAAUCAAUGAAGCGAAAAGAAGCACAAGAAAAUGGUUUAUACAUGCAUUCCACUGACUUUGCUGCGCUUUCAACGAAUAGUACAAUGGCGUUGAUGAAGAUGAGAACUUGCGAAUACUGUAACGUAGGUUUCAGUUCGAGGUAUUUCAAACAACAACAUGUCGUAAAAUGCCACUUGAACCAAGGAGAAUCUAAUACUGUUUGCAAUAUAUGCGAGCUGGAUUACGAGACUCCAAAGAAAUUGGAAGCACACUUAAAUCUGCACCCUGCAGGAGAAAGUCCAUAUCACUGCAAAAAAUGCAAGUAUCGCACUUCAGUUCGUCUUUACCUGUAUGAUCACUUCAUCGAGAAACACAUCAAUGAUGCUCUUAUAUGUCCUCUCUGCCUGUACCAAGAAGAUCUCAAGACUACCGUUCGGCACAGCAAGCAUAUUUUUGUCCCAUCUUUUGUGGAUCACAUGCGAAAACAUGCAGCAAACACAUCAUUCCGGUGUCGCAUGUGUGCUCUUUCUUUCAGUGAACGUAAAGAACUCGAUGCACAUCGUAUCAAUGAUCACACUCGCCUGAACAAUCUGUGGGCAGUCACCGAACGACCAGAUAUCUGCAAAGGGCGCAGGGAACGUAUUAUAAGACGUCCAAAAGUAAAUGGAAUCGAAAAAAAGUUUCUGAAAACCACUGAAGGUCGUCGUGUAACUGAUGAGAUAUCGUGCGACGGAAACAAAGAACGGGCGGGUUAUGAUUCGACAUCAAAUGGAAAUACACUCUUAAAAUGUGAAUGUGGAUUUAGUUCGUGGAAUGGAAAUAGGAUGGCUUCACACCUUCAUAGAUGCCAAAAAUCUAUAAAAAGCGUCGAGCGCCACAGGGAAGGUGCUCGGAAUGGAAACGAUCCUGCAGAAGAAUUAGAAAUGUUUGCUGUUAUUCCACAACCUACAUCCACGGAAAUUGAAACUAAGGCAUUGGAGGAAGAGAAUCUGCGAAAACUACAUUUGGAAAAAGAAACUCCGAAUAAAAUCCGGACGAACGAUAUUUUUUUUGAGCCAAUCGACGAUUUGAUUUUGCUGAAAUUGUUGGCUAAUGAUAACAAAGAUAACGGUACUCAAAUUAUCAAUGCCUGCAUUUUGAGCAUCUUGGAAUGUGAGAUGAACUAA
Messenger RNA from Caenorhabditis briggsae, 1806 nucleotides. Gene Ontology annotation, biological process: regulation of gene expression. The coding region runs from base 1 to 1806 and encodes 601 amino acids. The record is from RefSeq and is a predicted model, not a curated record. The transcript is spliced from 9 exons. Lineage: Eukaryota; Metazoa; Nematoda; Chromadorea; Rhabditida; Rhabditidae. Gene Ontology annotation, cellular component: nucleus.